Molecule: messenger RNA, 1065 nt
Organism: Cajanus cajan (pigeon pea)
Lineage: Eukaryota; Viridiplantae; Streptophyta; Magnoliopsida; Fabales; Fabaceae
Product: putative complex I intermediate-associated protein 30
Biological process (GO): mitochondrial electron transport, NADH to ubiquinone; mitochondrial respiratory chain complex I assembly
Cellular component (GO): mitochondrion
Source: RefSeq, a predicted model, not a curated record
UGGGCCAGGAAAUCCAAAGAAGCCCAAAAGAGAAGGCCAUGCCCCUUAGGCCCAUCUAGUGAUAUGGUUGAUGGCUGAGGCUGUCACCGCUUGUUGGGGGUGGCGCUGGACAGAGAGAGAUGUCGAGAUUGCGAAGAUUGUUCCAAGCUUCUGUUGAUGCCACUAAGAGAGCUAUAUCCGGUAAUCUUGAUGAAUUGAUGCCACCACCUGAAAGACCCAUAUUCAGCUUCAAUUCCAAGCAAGAGCUAAGCAAGUGGCAUUUGUAUUCUGAUUCUGAAUUUGGAGGUUUGUCCUCUGCGUCUCUGCAGAUAACAGAAUCGGAAAAUGGAGGAACUUCUGGAAUCUUCUCCGGGAACCUCUCUCUCGAUGUCUGUGAGGGCUCUAAAUGGAACAUCACUCGGAGUGGCUUCUGUGGAAUGCGCUCAAAAAAGUUUGAUGGCUUUAUUGAUUUGGAUUCAUAUGAUACUAUUGCUAUGAAACUUAAAGGCGAUGGAAGAAGUUACAUAUCUACUAUCUACACGGAAAAUUGGGUCAAUUCGCCUGGACAGAUGGAAGAUAAUUCAUGGCAAGCUUUUGUUUAUGUUCCUGAAGGCAACUGGUACAUUACAAAGAUUCCUCUAGCUCGAUAUUUACCUACAUGGAGAGGGAACGUUAUAGAUGCACAAAUGGAAAUGAAUCCAUCCCGUGUUUUGGGCAUGUCUCUAUCUGUCAAUGCUGAGGGUGGUGUCCCAGGUGCUAGAUCUGGACCAGGUGAUUUCAGAGUUGAACUUGAUUGGAUCAAGGCCUUAAGGACAGAAUGAAGUAUUGGUUACACAUAAAAAUCAUGAAUUUUGCUCUUCUUUUUGUAAUAAUGAUGUAUCACUUUAUGAUCCAUAAAGGAAAAUAUAAUUGGUAGUUAUCCCAGUGUCUAUACUCUUUUGGUAUUAAUGAGUGCUAUAGUAGGGCCAAUAGUUGAAGCACUUGCAGAAACUAAAUUCUUUUCAUCAUGUUCAUAGCAGAAGAAUCAAGACUUAUUGUCAUAUUGAAAAUAUUGCAGACAUUGAAUUUAGUGGGGUGAAUUUGAUA